CUGGAUCAAUAUCAAUCAGCUCCUGUGAUGACUCCGCCAUGUCCCACCGAAAACUCCAAUUCUUCGGCACGUGUCUGCACAACUAGACUAGCCUACUUCUACUGCUAACCUACUUCUACUUCUUCAGCAGCACACAUGUAACCUGUGACAGCGCUGAGAUUUGCAGAUGAAGGCAGUCUAGCUCCCAACCUGCACUGCCUAGGAGGAGCUCCACUCUGAGACCAGCGAGACGAGAGGAAGAGCUUUUGGACACGGUAGCAGGGGAUAGACUUCUGGGUACUGAGCUUUUGCUGACCGCCAGAUAGGAUGGAGGCCCCGCUGGUGUGCCUGGACGAGGAUUAUGACGACCUGCGGCCGUGCCGCCUGGAGGACCUGGAGUCGAGCCCCGUACGGCGGCCGUUCGGCAGCAGCUCCAACAUCACCACCAUGCCCCUGAAGCCGCUCGCCCGCGAGGACUUCUCCGAGCUGGAGAACUUCUCCGAGAUGAUGAGCUUCAAGUCCAUGGAGGACCUGGUGAACGAGUUCGACGAGAAGCUCAACGUGUGCUUCCACAACUACAACACAAAGACAGAGGGCCUGGCUCCGGUGCGCAACAAGACCCACGCCGACGAAGACGAGGAGAGGCUUCAGGAUGAAGAUGUGUGGGAUGCCCUGACUGAUAACUACAUGUCCUCAUCCGUUUCCAGCUGGGAUGCCAAUGCAGAAGGAAGCAAUGGGAACCUCUCAGAUCAGGAGAUUCAUGAAAAGGAGGAGGAGGAGAUGAACGAGAAGAAUGAGAACGCCAACUGUCUGCCUAUCUCUGACGAACCACUCAUCACCGCUGAUCAGGUCAUUGAAGAGAUCGUUGAGAUGAUGGAGAACUCUCCAGACCCCGGCGAGACGGAGGAAGAGGAGGAGGAGGAGGAGGAGAGUGUCGCCACCACACCCAAGCCCAGCCCCUCCCUUCUGGAGGAGAUCUGCACGCUGUCCAACAACAACAACUGCUCUUAUGAAGGCCUGAGUCUGAUGCCCAGCUCGGCACUGCUGGAGCUGCUGUGUCGGGUGGAGGCGGCCAUCCGGGAGUACUCGGAGGAGCUGGUGCAGCAGCUGGCCCGCCGCGACGAGCUGGAGUUCGAGAAAGAGGUGAAGAACACCUUCAUCACGGCCCUGAUGGAGGUGCAGAACCGGCAGAAGGAGCAGCGCGACGUCAGCAAGCGGAAACGCCGCGACAAGGGCCUCAGCCUGCAGAGCAACGCCCGCACCGAGAAGACCACCGGCAUGCCUGUCAAGCGUUUCAGUAUGGAGGGGCUCUCCAAUAUCCUGCAGACGGGCAUUCGACAGACAUUUGGAAACUCAGGGACAGACAAACAGUAUCUUAACACAGUCAUUCCCUUCGAGAAGAAAACAACCCUUCCAUCUGUGGAGGACUUGCAGAUGCUAACGAAAAUUCUCUAUGCCAUGAAGGAAGACAGUGAAAAGGUUCCCGUCCUGCUUACUGACUACAUUUUAAAAGUGUUGUGUCCCACUUAAAGUCACCUGUGGACCACUCAGCCAGGAGAUGUGGGGAGGGGCGUACCAAACCUGCCAGACCACCCAUCUCCCAGCCCGACCCGACCACUCCCCCCCCCCCCC
This is a messenger RNA of Sardina pilchardus (European sardine), 1611 nucleotides long. RefSeq names its product fasciculation and elongation protein zeta 1 (zygin I) (gene fez1). NCBI's taxonomy places the organism in Eukaryota, Metazoa, Chordata, Actinopteri, Clupeiformes, Clupeidae. Gene Ontology annotation, cellular component: axon; cytoplasm. The transcript has 12 exons. The record is from RefSeq and is a predicted model, not a curated record. Bases 307 to 1509 code for a protein of 400 amino acids.